CUGUGUUUACUUCCGGAUUUCCUGUAUAUGGCAGAGCUUGAAAACAGCCAGUCCGGUUGCCCUACAAGCUGAGAGCAAGAGCCCCGGUCCCGGUACCGACCCGACAGCGAGCCCGGUGCAGCGCGAUGCUCUGCUGAGCGGACAGCCGCCAUUCCCCGGCGAGCAGCGGCGCGGAGAUUAGCGCAGAUUUACGCCAGAAACUCUCCUUCGCCAAACGUCAAAGUCAAUGCGGUGCUCGACCGGAGCGCUGGAGCUCAUCCACCGGCCCCGCCGUCCGCUCUCCGCCGCCAGACACUAACGCGCUUACCGUUCGCCGAGCUCCAGAACCGGGGAUUAGUCGCCGCAGAAAGCCGCGGAGCCGCACUGCUAGCUCGGGCUACCCGGAGGACAAGCGGCCACCGCAGCCCCGCUUCCCGUCAUCAUGGAGUGGUUCAUGAAGGGCAAAGGGAAGCCUAAUGGAAAGAAGCCGCCGACCGAGGAGAAGAAGCAUUAUUUGGACGCCGAAUACACCAAAGUACGGGUGGUGGACUUUGAGCUGAAGGAGCUGGUGGUUCUGCCCAGAGAAAUCGACCUUAAUGAGUGGCUCGCAAGCAACACCACGACGUUCUUUAAUCUGAUCAACCUGCAGUACAGCACCAUCUCUGAGUUCUGCACAGGAGACACGUGUCCAGCCAUGAGCGCCUACAGCACGACGUAUUUCUGGUAUGAUGAGAAAGGGAAGAAGACGAAGUGCACAGCGCCGCAGUAUGUGGAUUUCGUCAUGAGUUCAGUGCAGAAGCUGGUGACGGAUGAGGACAUCUUUCCUACUAAAUAUGGUAAGGAGUUCCCCAACACCUUCGACUCUCUGGUGAAGAAGAUCUGCAGGUAUCUCUUCCACGUUCUGGCUCACAUCUACUGGUCGCACUAUAAGGAGACGGUGGCCAUGGACCUGCACGGACACCUAAACACACUCUACACGCAUUUCAUAGUUUUUAUAAGGGAAUUCAAUCUGAUGGACCCCAAGGAGACCUCAAUAAUGGACGACCUGACGGAGGCGCUGUGCACACCUCUGCCGCCACAGAACCACGUGACGGAGAGAUGAGGCCCCGGGGCCCGAACGCACAGCUGACCCCCGGGUUCAGACGAACUACAGCGUCCCAAACCCCCCCAACCCUCACCCUUACACAAACAUGUCAUUAGAACCCAGUAAAGGAGCGCUGGAAGAGCUCGUGUUGGCCCUUUCACCAAGAGUCGUCUUCUAAUUCCUCCUGUUUUCACGUUUUUCUUUGUGGCUAAUUUGGCGACGCAUUCGAGCAGCACUUUCCCCUCCUCUCUUGGUUUCAUAAGGGUCGGUAUCAAGGAUUCUUUUUAUUUUUUAUAGGGUAAAAGGGUGUGUGUGCGUGCGUGCGUGCGUGUGCGCGCAAUAAAUGCCUGUGUGCGUGUGUGUAUAUAUAUGUGUGCGCGCAUGUAUAUAUGUGUGCAUGCAUGUGUGUGUGUGUGUAUAUAUAUAUAUAUAUAUUCA
Molecule: messenger RNA, 1501 nt
Organism: Danio aesculapii
Lineage: Eukaryota; Metazoa; Chordata; Actinopteri; Cypriniformes; Danionidae
Gene: mob2b
Product: MOB kinase activator 2b
Exons: 5
Coding region: 422-1081 (219 amino acids)
Biological process (GO): signal transduction; positive regulation of protein phosphorylation
Cellular component (GO): cytoplasm; nucleus
Molecular function (GO): protein kinase activator activity
Source: RefSeq, a predicted model, not a curated record